Momordica charantia (bitter melon) is the source of this 766-nucleotide messenger RNA. RefSeq names its product large ribosomal subunit protein eL24. Gene Ontology annotation, molecular function: mRNA binding; structural constituent of ribosome. The record is from RefSeq and is a predicted model, not a curated record. Gene Ontology annotation, cellular component: cytosolic large ribosomal subunit. NCBI's taxonomy places the organism in Eukaryota, Viridiplantae, Streptophyta, Magnoliopsida, Cucurbitales, Cucurbitaceae. Gene Ontology annotation, biological process: cytoplasmic translation.
CUCCAAUAUAAGCUAACGAGUUAUUCCGUGAGGUUUUGUCUCUAGGGUUUCAUCAACACCGCGGCAGGAAGCUUUGCAUCGCAGCGGCCAUGGUUCUCAAGACUGAACUUUGCCGAUUCAGUGGUGCCAAGAUAUAUCCUGGGAGGGGCAUCAGAUUUGUCCGGGCUGAUUCUCAGGUGUUCCUCUUUGCCAACUCUAAAUGCAAGAGGUACUUUCACAAUCGGCUGAAGCCAUCGAAGCUGACCUGGACAGCUAUGUACAGGAAGCAGCAUAAGAAGGAUAUUGCCCAAGAGGCUGUAAAGAAGAGGAGACGUGCGACCAGGAAGCCGUACUCUAGGUCCAUUGUUGGUGCAACAUUGGAAGUCAUCCAGAAGAAGAGAGCCGAAAAGCCAGAAGUGCGUGAUGCUGCUAGAGAAGCUGCUCUGCGUGAGAUUAAGGAAAGGAUUAAGAAAACCAAGGACGAGAAGAAGGCAAAGAAGGCAGAAGUGUUGGCCAAGUCACAGAAGGCACCAGGUAAGGGUAGCGUUCCCAAGGGAGCAAUGCCCAAGGGUCCAAAACUCGGAGGUGGUGGUGGAAAGCGUUGAUCAUCUCCUGUUUUGUUUUGUUAUUUAAAUUCUCAGGUUUGGUAGAUAGGACAUGUUAUAAUUUUGAGUUAUUUUUACGUGUUAAGAGAAUUCGUGGGUAUUAAUUGCUAAACUUAUUGUGCACUUAGUUGUAUUUGGAAAAGUCUUAUAAUCGAGCUAUUCAGUUCCCUUCUGGUUUUUGA